AUGUUUGGACGCAUUGGUGGCCAGGCUUUUCGGUGUACCGUGCGCAGGCCCAUUGCGCGGAGGAAACUCUGUGAGCGCAAAUUCUCGGCGUAUACAGCGAGCGCCGCUCCCAGCACCACUGGCGCUUCGACAGUCUCUCCUCUGGGGAGUAUUACGGCGGAGCUGGAUCGGAUUGCGCCAUGCUUCGAGGUUCCGGCUUCUAGGAUCACCAUCCUGGAUUCUCCAACCUCUUUCUACAAAACGCUCAAGGAUAAAAUACUGAAAGCCAAGCGACGCAUCUAUCUCUCCACAUUGUAUAUAGGCAAGACGGAAUAUGAACUUAUUCAGACCUUGGACCAGGCUCUACGUGACAAUCCCGACCUUAAAGUAUCCAUCCUGACGGACUGCCUGCGAGGCACGCGCGAAACACCCAAUCCCUCAUGUGCCUCAUUGCUUUCUUCGCUGGUCGCGGAAUAUGGUGCGGACCGAGUAGAAAUCCGCAUGUUUCAUACUCCGAACCUCACAGGCCUGAGGAAAAAAUGGAUUCCCCGUAGAAUCAACGAAGGCUGGGGUCUUCAGCAUAUGAAGCUGUACGGUAUCGACGAUGAGAUUAUUCUUUCGGGAGCGAACCUGUCCAGCGAUUAUUUCACCAACCGUUUGGAUCGGUAUCAUGUCUUCAAAUCGAAAGAGCUCGCCGAUUACUAUGCUCGCAUUCACUACGGAGUCUGCAACCUCAGUUUCCAGGUCUUGCCCGACCCUCACAAUCCAUCCGGCUACCUUUUGGAUUGGCCCAUAGCCAACGGUGCCCCUUCUCCUCUCGACAAUCCCGAAGACUUUAUCAGCUAUUCUUCAACAGUCUUGAGUCCGCUCAUCCAGCCCUCCAACAAGCUCGCCCUCCAAGAGAAGAAACCGGGCCAAACAUUCGUCUACCCCGUGGCCCAGUUCACCUCGUUGAUGAAACCGGACACCUCAACCGAGUUUCCCGCCGUCACCACCAUCCUGCGAUUACUCUCUACCUCCUCCGCUUUCGAAGGGGCCCGCUGGCUUUUCACGGCCGGCUACUUCAACAUCCACCCUGUCCUUUCUUCCCUUCUGAUCGCAAGCACCUCCACUUCCGAAACCUCGUCGACCACCCGUGGCACCGUUCUGACGGCCUCGCCUUGGGCCAACGGCUUCUAUGGCUCCUCCGGCAUCUCGGGCAUGCUUCCGGCCGCCUACACCCAUCUCUCGGCCCGGUUCCUGGACCGAGUCGCCGCGGCGCAGAGGACGAAUUCCAUCCAGCUCAAAGAAUGGCGCCGCGGAACCGUCGGCGAGCCGGACGGCUGGACCUAUCACGCCAAGGGGCUGUGGAUCACCCUUCCGAAGGAAGAGCAUCCGAGUCUCACCUUCGUGGGUAGCAGCAACUACACCAAGCGCAGCUAUAGUCUCGACCUGGAGGUCGGCGCCUUAGUCGUCACGGGAGACCAGGAGUUAAAGCGACAACUCGGCGCGGAGACUGAACGGCUGCAGAAGGACUCUCAACCCAUUUCCCGCGAUGAUCUGAGGGAUGUGGAACGUCGAGUCAGCUGGAAGGUUCGUCUGUCGAUGUGGAUUGUUGAGAAGGUGGGAGGCGCUUUCUAG
This is a messenger RNA of Aspergillus melleus, 1599 nucleotides long. RefSeq names its product CDP-diacylglycerol--glycerol-3-phosphate 3-phosphatidyltransferase (gene PGS1). The record is from RefSeq and is a predicted model, not a curated record. Gene Ontology annotation, biological process: cardiolipin biosynthetic process. Bases 1 to 1599 code for a protein of 532 amino acids. The transcript has 3 exons. Lineage: Eukaryota; Fungi; Ascomycota; Eurotiomycetes; Eurotiales; Aspergillaceae. Gene Ontology annotation, molecular function: CDP-diacylglycerol-glycerol-3-phosphate 3-phosphatidyltransferase activity. Gene Ontology annotation, cellular component: mitochondrion.